Entamoeba invadens IP1 is the source of this 1707-nucleotide messenger RNA. RefSeq lists its product as hypothetical. NCBI's taxonomy places the organism in Eukaryota, Evosea, Mastigamoebida, Endamoebidae. The transcript has a single exon. The coding region runs from base 1 to 1707 and encodes 568 amino acids. The record is from RefSeq and is a predicted model, not a curated record.
AUGAUCAGCUUAUUGUUUAAUUUCAUAUUGAUUGAUUUAAGUCAAGCUUCUUUACCAGAUAUACAUAACAGCAUAUUAGGUGAUGAUUCCAUUCAAAACUCUUUAGAUAAUUCCUCAUCUUCAUCACAACAAAAAUGUGCAACAGGGGAGUACCUCGACACUGAAACAAAUUUGUGUGAAAAAUGUCCGAAGGGUACAUAUGAAAGUGACAAUAUCUGUGUGAAUUGCCCUUUAGGCUUUUUUCAAGAUGAAGUUGGUCAAAGACUCUGUAAACCCUGUUCUGAGGGUUAUUAUAGUGACAUAGAAAGAAGUACAACAUGUGUAGCAUGUCCUUCCGGGUCUUAUAAUCCAUAUCCAAACUCUACUUUCUGUCUUGUAUGUCCAGUCGGGGAAUAUCAAGACCAAAGUGGUUCACAUGUGUGUCUUCUGUGUGAAAUAGGGUUUUACCAAGACGGUACAAAUCAGACGUUUUGCAAAGAGUGUGGUUCAGGCGAGUAUCAAGAUGAGACGGGACAAAUUGAAUGUAAGAAGUGCCCAGCUGGUAGUUAUCAAAGCAAGAAAGGGACAUCAUAUUGUGACAUGUGUCCACUUGGGUUCUAUCAAUCUCUUGAAGGACAGAGUGAAUGUUAUGAAUGCCCUGCUGGGUCUUACCAGAACAUGACUGGGCAAAUAAGUUGUCUAAGUUGUAGUGCUGGUGAAUAUCAAGACCGAGUUGGGCAAAGUCGCUGUGAAGAAUGUCUUCCAGGGACUUUUCAAUCUUUAUCUGGGGCUCUGUCAUGUGAAUUAUGUGGAGUUGGCUAUUCCCAAUCGCAACGUGGGCAAACUGAAUGUAAAGAAUGCCAGCCGGGGACUUUUCAGAAUGUCACUGGGCAAGCAGAAUGCAUCCCAUGUCCUCCAGGGACGUUCAACCAAUUCUUAGCAUAUACCUUUUGCUUCCCAUGUCCCGACGGAAAGUAUAGCAUCGCACAAAGCCAAGAUUGCUUGGUAUGCACGUUUGGGACAUAUAGUAAAGGAGGGGAUCCGACAUGUACUAAAUGUCCAGUAGGUUCAUUCGCGUCCGUUGAAGAAGCUAAGUAUUGCCAACCAUGCAGUGGGGGGACUUUUCAGAAUCAAACUGGUCAAGCUUCUUGUAUGGUAUGUGGGGAAGGGAUGUACUCAGAGGACAAUGCUACAAGUUGUGUGCCAUGUGAGAAAGGGACGUAUCAAAAUGUUAAAGGUUCAAAUCAUUGCAACAAAUGUACUCGCGGAACGUAUCAAAAUGAAAUGGGAAAAAGUAAAUGCGACAAAUGUAAGGUGGGAUCUUAUUCAAAAGACGGCGCUGUUGUUUGUGAAUUGUGCAAAGCUGGGACCUACCAGAAUGAAACAGGCCAAAGCGAAUGUUAUCAAUGUGGUGAACGUUAUUACCAACCAAACAGUGGGCAAUCAGUAUGUUUCGAGUGUGAAAAGUACUCGGACCCCGAGAGAGUGACUUGCUUGGACUGUAAAACUGGGUAUAUAUUGAAUGAUGACAAAACCCAGUGUGUCUUUACACAGACAAACACAAUGAUCGUCUUUGUUGUUGCGGUAGUUGUCAGUGUCUUAUUUGUCAUACUCGUCUGCGUUUUCUUCGCUUCAGCAGCCUGGUUCAAGCACGAGAAGGUUGCCGUGAAUAUGCGGAAGAUGGGGUAUGUCACUGAUAAGGACGUCAUCAAAUUGUACAUGUCGUAA